Drosophila hydei is the source of this 516-nucleotide messenger RNA. RefSeq names its product dolichyl-diphosphooligosaccharide--protein glycosyltransferase subunit DAD1 (gene Dad1). The coding region runs from base 113 to 451 and encodes 112 amino acids. The transcript has a single exon. Gene Ontology annotation, biological process: protein N-linked glycosylation. The record is from RefSeq and is a predicted model, not a curated record. NCBI's taxonomy places the organism in Eukaryota, Metazoa, Arthropoda, Insecta, Diptera, Drosophilidae. Gene Ontology annotation, cellular component: oligosaccharyltransferase complex; membrane.
UUUUUCAACACUAGUUUCCAGGCGUUUUAUGUGACGUGUCUGCGCUUCAUCGAAAAAAUUAAUAACAAAAUAAAUUGAAUAUUUUCCAAAAUAAAUAGCACAAAGCCGCAAAAUGGUUGAAAUUAGCAGCGUAAUUGCAAAGUUUUACAAUGACUACGUGCAAAACACACCGAAAAAGCUAAAACUCGUGGAUAUCUACUUGGGCUACAUUCUACUAACCGGCAUCAUACAAUUUGUUUACUGCUGCCUGGUGGGCACAUUUCCCUUCAACUCAUUCCUAUCGGGCUUCAUCAGCACCGUCAGUUGCUUUGUGCUGGCCGUUUGUCUGCGUCUGCAGGCGAAUCCACAGAAUAAGGCCGUUUUUUCGGGUAUCUCACCGGAACGUGGCUUUGCCGACUUUAUAUUCGCGCACGUUAUUCUGUUUUUGGUUGUCAUGAACUUCAUUGGAUAAGUUAAAUAAGUGAAUUACAUUGGUAAAAUUCAGUAAUUUAUCGGAAUAAUUAAAUGUUUAACUUA